Messenger RNA from Physeter macrocephalus (sperm whale), 1559 nucleotides. RefSeq names its product dynein axonemal assembly factor 1 (gene DNAAF1). The record is from RefSeq and is a predicted model, not a curated record. NCBI's taxonomy places the organism in Eukaryota, Metazoa, Chordata, Mammalia, Artiodactyla, Physeteridae. Bases 14 to 1225 code for a protein of 403 amino acids. The transcript has 7 exons.
UGUACUGAAUUUGAUGGGAAACCCAGUGAUUAGGAACAUCCCUAAUUAUCGAAGGACAGUCACGGUUCGACUAAAACAUUUAACAUACCUGGAUGAUAGACCAGUUUUUCCAAAGGACAGAGCUUGUGCAGAGGCCUGGGCACGAGGAGGGUACAAAGCUGAGAAGGAGGAGAGACAGCAGUGGGAGAGCAGAGAGCGGAAGAAGAUCACAGACAGCAUUGAGGCCUUGGCCGCAAUCAAGCGCCAGGCUGAGGAGAGGAAACAGCAGAAAGCAACCCAAGAGCAAGGACGUUCCCAGCUCACUGUGGACUUCUGCUCAGGGGAGAUGCUCGUGCCAGACAGCGCCGGGGACUCGGGGGCCAGUGUGGAAGGGGAGGAAGCGCCUGAAGAGGACAGAGAAAGGUGGCAGAAGACGGAGCUGUUUGUCAAGGAGAGCUUCGAGGCCAAGGAUGAGCUACUCCCAGAAAAGUCAGAAGAGUCAAGUCUCCCGGAGGAACUGCCUGCGGAGGCUGACGGGGAGCCAGGAGGGGCGCUCCCUGCCGAGGCCCCGCCACCGAGCCCCGGAGCUGCCUGGGAAGAAUCAGCUCCCCAGACUGUGGCCACUGAAAGUGCAUCAGGUACAGAGCUCUGUGGAGCUGAAGACUUGGAAGCCAUCAGACUGGAGACGAAGGAGAAGCUCUUCAUCGAUGACCUGCCUGACUUGGAAGACGUGGACGCAGGCGGACCUCCGGGAGACGAGCACAAGAAGAUGUGCUUUCCAAAGAUCACAGCCAUCUCAAGCCUGAGUGACGACAGUGACCCUGAACUAGACUACACCUCACUCCCAGUGCUGGAAGACGCAUCCACAGACACCCUUUCCAGUAUAUUCGCAGUCUCCAAGGACACCUCCAGGAAGGCCGAGACGGAGACGCCCUUUACAGGCAUAUUUAAAGCAGCAGCAGAGAGGGACCUGGCAACCCACAGGAGAGACACCAAGGCCCCUCGCCCGCUGAUUCAGGAGCUGGACGACGACGAGCCUUCAAGGCAACCACCCUGGCCCCCAGCCUGCAAAAGGGAAGCCGCGCCAGCCCCGUGCAGUGAGGACAGGGAUGGGGACCUGCUUCUGGCCUCCCCUCCAGGAAACGGCCCUGAAGAGGAUGAAGUGCGGUCUGAGAUGCAGCCUGAGGAGUGCCCGGAGCCCCAGGCCAGAGAAGCCUGGGACGACGUUGAACUUGGCCUGGACUGAGCCCAAGGCAGCCCCUCUGCUCUUGGACUAACGGACAGGCCCUGGCCUGACCCCCCAGCAGGGCAGGUCACCCCCUUGGCUGGGCUCCCCUUCCCUUCAAAGAGUUGUGGUUACUGAGGGCGCGCAGGGCCCUGGACACGGAUGGCACUGUGCUCCCGGCUCUCAAAGCCUAACACAACCCCAACCCCUGGUUAUUUGCAGUAUAAACCAUGUUAACUGUAAACGUCUCCCUCGAGCACUGUAAACAUUUUAGCACCCACACGAGUCCCUAUGUUACUGGAUUAUUCGAUGUCCAGUGAGUCACACGUGAUUCACUUCAUCAGGUACCCGAGAC